CAACAGUAUCUAAGGGCCACAUUGAACAAAUACUGAUCCAUUGCCAACCUGGGGCCUUUCUUUUUAUUUUUUGGUUUAUGGGCAAACUGUGUGUAGAGAAGCAGUAUUUUCUCUAAUCCACAUAGUCUCUCCUCCAAUUUUUGUUUUUUUUAAAAAAUCUGGUCUUUCUUCACUGUUCCAUUACACUAUAGAAACUCUUACAUUUUCUAUAAUCUUCAUUUUACACAAAGUUCUCUCAGGAAAAAUCUUGAUGAUGCAAGUAAUACAAAAUAUCAGUUCUCAUUUCUACAUCAGUAGUUCCACCAGAGAUAAAAUGCAAGUUUUCUUUUCAAUUAGGAUCCUGUGGCCAUAAAAUAAAGGAACCUAAGCACAGCUAAUAGCAGAAAACUGCCGGGAAGUGAAGCCUCAUACUCUCCAUGCUGUUCAAAAGACGCACUGUCUUCCAAGCAGAGAUAUAACACAAUUCUGUUAUAUACAUACAGUUUCUAUGUACAUAAAUUCACUUACAGAAUAAAACUCACAACUGCGAUACAUCAAGAAGAAUGGGAAAUAGAAUGUGGCGUUAAGAACAAAAUUCUAUUUUUCAGAAAAACAGCAAGGCAGAUACUUGGUAAGUAAAAAAGUAGAAGCAAAGGCUCUAAUAAUAUAAGCUAUUCUGUGAAAAGGAAAACAGCAGCCUGCGCGGGAAAAGCCAGAAGCCUUAUCAGACGUUUCUAUAGGGAGGGGCGGAGCCUACAGAGAAGGAGACAGGGAUGCGGCUAACGGCCGACACUGCUUUUCCAUUGGGUUAUGUUUUAAGAGAUAGAGGCUAAUGUGGAUCCCUGGAAAAUGCAAAAAGCAAUGUUUAACAUCCAUCAAACAUAUAUAUAGGUGGAUGCGAAUAAAAUGGAGACAAAGAAAGGAGCCUGCAAGCUGGAUGACAUCUUAUAUAACAUAAAAAUAAUACAGUAACUAUCUUUUAAUGAUCACCUUCGAUAUGCCUUUAUCUAGGUAUCUUAUUUAAAUAUGCACAAGAACCCUACGAGGUAGUAAGGUCAUUUUACAGGGAAAAAAAAGCAGCAGGCUUAAAGAUGUUUUCGUAGCUUGUCCCAGCUCACCACCAGGGGUAUAAACUGGCAAAGCCGGCAUCAGAGGUUAGAGGGAGGGUAACUCCAAGACGCUCAGAUCGUCUUCUACCACGUGUGUGCUGGCUUUAACCCACGUGCCUCGGGGCGCGAAGACAGAGAAAUACACCACCGCCCCCCGACACCGGCGUCACCCGCUCCAGGGCGAGCCUGGGGCAAUUCUGAUGAAAAGGACACUUGUUCAUUCACCGGGUAUUUUGAAAGUGCCUACUGAAAUGCAAGGGACAAAGGCCGUAGCCGUGACCGCACACACACGGCCACUGUGCGCACAGGCUGACAGUCUGGAGGGCUGCGGAGGCGCCCUGGCUCAGGACUAAGAGAAGGGGCGCUCUGCACUGGAUGCGUCGCGGAUCCGGCGCGGCAGGGGAUGGGCGGGGAGGGCACGGCGCCGGAGGCCGGCCCCGGAGGGAAGGCCGCGCGGCCCCGGAGCGAGAGAGGGGCGUGGCGCCGGCAGGGGGCGCGGGGGGGACGGGGCACGCGCCGGGCUGACGUGGGCCGAACGCCGCGCACGGGACCAACUACGCAGCAGCGGAGAGACAACUCUCCAAAGAUGGAGCCACCAGCCCUGCGGCCCUGGCGGGGCCCUUGGAAAGAGCUUCAAAGCUGCCGUUCGGGGCAGCAAGGGCACCUAAAGUCUUCCUGGGCUCCCCGCCGCCUGGGGGCCCUGGCUCUGGGAAACGGAGGCAAGUUUGUCCUCUGUGCUAUGGGAGAUGUCAGAGAAUCAAAAAUGCAAAUAACACCGGAAACUCCAGGAAGGAUCCCUGUUUUAAAUCCUUUUGAAAGUCCUGGCGAUUAUUCUAAUCUCCAUGAACAAACUCUUUCCAGUCCUUCUGUUUUUAAAUCAACAAAAUUGCCAACUCCAGGGAAAUUUAGAUGGUCUAUUGAUCAACUAGCUGUAAUAAAUCCUGUAGAAAUAGACCCGGAAGACAUUCACCGUCAAGCUUUAUACUUAAGUCAUUCUCGAAUAGAUAAAGAUGUGGAAGACAAAAGACAAAAAGCCAUUGAAGAGUUUUUUACUAAGGAUGUCAUCGUCCCCUCUCCUUGGACUGAUCAUGAAGGGAAACAGCUUUCAGACUAUCAUUCCAAUAAAUGUGUUGACAUAAAUAAUGAAUCUCCAAUUGGAGGAAAGCUGACUAUCCAUACUGAGAAAAGCAAUGCUGCUUGUCAGACAUUGCUGUCUCUUCCUGUGGAUUUUAAUUUAGAAAAUAUAUUAGGUGACUAUUUUAGAGCUGAUGAAUUUGCAGAUCAAUCUCCUGGAAACCUUAGUUCUUCAUCCCUCAGAAGAAAGCUAUUUUUAGAUGGGAAUGGAAGUAUCUCUGACUCCUUACCUCCAGCUUCUCCGAGAAGUGCUCACAACGGUGCUCAAGCAUCACUCGAGGUUUUUUAUUCAAUAGAUUUAUCUCCUGUACGGUGUAGGAGCCCUGUGCAGACACCGAGCUCGGGGCAGUUUUCUUCCAGCCCUAUUCAGGGUAGUGCAAAGAAGUACAGUCUGGGAAGCAUAACCAGUCCUCCUUCACCUGUCUCUUCACCCACUUUCUCACCAGUAGCAUUUCAGAUAGGAAAGACACCACUCGCAGAACAAAGGAAGUUUACUGUUCAUUCUCCCGAGGCUUCAUCUGGAAGAAAUUCUAAUGGAAUUCCUAAUCCGUGUAUCAGAAGUCCUUAUAUAGAUGGCUGCUCACCAAUUAAAAAUUGGUCUCCUAUGCGACUGGAGAUGUGUAGAGGUGGUACUCAGUAUCGGACCUCACUGAUUCGGAUUCCUUUUCCUCUUGAGGCUCACAGUGAAGAUGAAGAAGAUAAAGGGAGUCUUCCUUCCGCAGAUGCCUCCUCACCAGCCAUGGACACUGCUGCAGUACACCUGCGGCAGUUGAGUAAUGACGCUUCUCCACGCGGCCCACGUUUACUGGUGACUGCCAUGUCCAUUACACAGAAUCAGUCCAGUGCUUCUGAGAAGGAAUUAGCACUGCUGCAGGAUGUUGAAAGUGAAAAGGAGAAUAACACUGUGGAUAUGGUUGAUCCUGUAGAGAUAGCAGACCAGAACACCUGGAUUAAGGAGCCGGUUGACAAUGGGAGCUUACCCGUGGCUGAUUUUGUGAGUGGGAUUGCCUUCAGCAUCGAAAACUCUCAUAUGUGCAUGUCACCUCUUGCAGAAAGUAGUGUCAUUCCUUGUGAAAGCAGUAACAUUCAGAUGGAUAGUGGCUAUAAUACACAGAAUUGUGGAAGCAAUAUUAUGGAUACGGUUGGGGCAGAAAGUUACUGCAAAGAAAGUGAAGCACAGACCUUGGAAGUUGAGAAUAAAUCUCCUUUUUAAUACAAAGCAGCCCACAAAACCCAAAGGUGUUGGAUGGAAACAGCACAUCCCCCUCAGUGCAGCAGUCCACAGAAAGCUCUCUCAGACCCAAAGACUACACUGAAUAGCUCCUCGAAUAUUUUUUAUGCACAAGAUCAACAAUGUGAUUGUCACUGGGGAAAAAAAUGGCUUCAACUGACAUGCUCAGCAUUUUUCUUUCCCUCCUUAAAUGUGAAAAAUCAAGGGCUUAAUUUAGUGACACAGGAACAACAGAAGAGCUCCUAGAACUUUCAACAAGUUGCUGAAGUACAGGUUUAUUUUUUAUCAAUAAAUAUUUUUGUACUUACCUUGA
Messenger RNA from Equus caballus (horse), 3766 nucleotides. RefSeq names its product BORA aurora kinase A activator (gene BORA). Gene Ontology annotation, cellular component: nucleus; cytoplasm. Gene Ontology annotation, biological process: regulation of mitotic spindle organization; regulation of mitotic nuclear division; activation of protein kinase activity. Gene Ontology annotation, molecular function: protein kinase binding. The record is from RefSeq and is a predicted model, not a curated record. Lineage: Eukaryota; Metazoa; Chordata; Mammalia; Perissodactyla; Equidae.